AUGACCGUUUUCCGACCCGCCAUACUCUCUGCGUCUCUCGGCCGCGCCUGGGUCCACGAUUUUGACAAGAAGGUCACUGAGGCAGCAAAGUAUGGUUUCGAAGGCAUCGAGAUAUUCUACGAGGACCUCGAAUACGUUGCCAAAAAGCUCCAUGACAUCGAUCAGCCUGCCCCGGAGCACCUCCUUUUCGCCGCAGAGCAUAUCCGUAAGGUACUCGAAGAGCUGAAGAUCACAAUCAUCGGUCUACAGCCAUUCCUUUUCUACGAAGGUCUUUUGGAUAGAGAUCAACAUGCCCGACUCAUCGAGAAGAUUAAGCUGUGGUUCAAGUUGGCCAAGACCCUGGGGACCAACACGAUCCAGAUACCCGCCAACUUCCUCCCCGCCGACCAGCUAAUUGGUGAUAUGGAUGUCAUCGUUGCCGAUUUAGUCGAACUCGCAGAUCUAGGUCUCAAGGAAGACCCGCCCAUCCGGUUUGCGUACGAGAGUUUAUGCUGGAGCACGCAUGUCGACACAUGGGAGAAGUCCUGGGAGGUUGCCACGCGCGUCGACCGCCCAAACUUCGGCCUCUGCCUCGACACCUUCAACAUCGCCGGCCGCGUCUGGGGUGAUCCGGCAUCUCCGUCCGGGAAGACCCCCAACGCAGACGCAGACUUGAAGGCAUCGAUGGACAGGUUGGUGCAGAGCGUUGAUUUGGAAAAGGUGUUUUACAUCCAGGUUGUUGACGCCGAGCGGAUGGAACAACCUCUCGUAACAGGCCAUCCUUUCCACGUGGACGGCAAUCCGUCGCGGAUGAUGUGGUCGAGAAAUGCGAGAACGUACAUGUAUGAGACGGAUCGCGGGGCUUACUUGCCGGUUGAGGAGGUUGCUCGGACACUCAUUGAGGAACUCGGAUAUAAGGGGUGGGUGUCGAUGGAACUAUUCUCACGAACAAUGGCGGAAGAGCAUAAGGAGGUGCCUGAGGAGCAUGCGCGAAGAGGCAUUGAAGCCUGGAAGAAGCUUGUAAAGCGAUUCAACUUGAAUUGA
Molecule: messenger RNA, 1023 nt
Organism: Colletotrichum paranaense
Lineage: Eukaryota; Fungi; Ascomycota; Sordariomycetes; Glomerellales; Glomerellaceae
Exons: 1
Coding region: 1-1023 (340 amino acids)
Source: RefSeq, a predicted model, not a curated record